UCAAGCCAUUGGAAAAUUUGCCAUCGUGAAGUUGGUUAUGGGAUAAUUAACGCCAUCUGAAUAUUAUAAACACAUAUAAGAUAUACCUCCUUCAUCACUGUAUCAUUGUCUAAAUCCUUAUUACAAACAGCUUCUACCAUAUUUUGUUAGAUGGCAGACAGAACAGAAUGAAAUAUCAAAGACAUAAAAGAAUAGGUUAUGUUGCAUUUUAUUUAAAAAAGUUUUUUCUCCUCUUUUAAAACAUGAGCCUUGUUUUUGUAUUCACCCACAAUAUUUAUCGAAAUCUCCCAACUAUACUGAAUUCCGAAACACAAUGUCUAAGGCAGUUGUCAUGCAUUAGCCAAAAAUUUUAUCAUAAACUCAAUUGGAGGCCUAAUCAGGAGCUAUUCAGAAGAAAAUAUUGCACAGACGUGAAAAAGCACGUAAAUGUUGGAACAAUAGGACAUGUAGAUCAUGGCAAAACCACUCUAACAGCCGCUAUAACAAAGGUCUUACAAAAGAAAGGACUGGCAAAAUAUACUUCUUAUGAUGAAAUCGACAAGGCUCCUGAAGAGAAAGCGCGAGGGAUUACUAUAAAUGCUGCUCAUGUUGGCUACAGCACUGGCAAACGGAGUUAUGCUCACACUGAUUGUCCUGGUCAUGCUGAUUUCAUAAAGAACAUGAUUUCUGGCGUUUCUCAAAUGGACGGUGCCAUUCUAGUCGUGGCUGCAACCGAUGGUCAAAUGCCACAAACCAGGGAACACCUUCUCCUAGCCAAACAAGUUGGUAUAACGAAAAUAAUUGUUUAUGUCAAUAAAGCUGAUUUAGUCGAUCAGGAAGUGCUUGAUUUGGUUGAACUGGAAAUUCGUGAGCUAUUGGAGGAUUUUGGAUUCGAUGGAGAUAAUUCACCGGUCAUAUUUGGAUCAGCUUUGGAAGCUCUGAAUGGGAAAGACUCCAAGCUGGGAGAAAACUCCAUAAUCAAGCUUCUUGAUACUUUAGAUACUUACCUGCCAGAUCCUGAAAGAGACACUACGUCUCCUUUCGUGCUGCCUAUUGAUAACGCUUUUUUGGUGCCUGGCAGGGGAACUGUUGUUGUAGGUACUAUCAAUAAAGGCACCAUUAAAAAGAACACUGAAGCUGAGCUGUUAGGGUUUGAUUUGCAACUCAAAACAACUGUCUCUGAUAUACAAGUGUUCAAAAAAAGUGUGCCGCAAGCUGUAGCGGGUGAGAAUAUUGGUGCACUCUUAAGGGGGAUACGAUUGAAAGACAUUAAUAGGGGUAUGCUUCUGUGUGCCUUAGGAAGUGAGAAAAUUAGCAAUAGGUUCAAAGCAAGUAUUUAUUUUUUAUCUCGUGCCGAAGGUGGUAGGUCGAAGCCAAUUACCGGUAAAUAUUGUCAGCAGUUAUUCAGUCGAACAUGGAAUGUUGCGUGCCGAAUUGAUUUAGGUGAAAAUGUGGAUAUGAUAUUACCUGGGGAACACGGAGAAGUUAACUUGACACUCUUGUGGAAGAUGGUUAUGGUGUCAGGACAGCAGUUCACAGUGAGAGAAAACAAUAUUACCGUCGCUACAGGAAUUAUUACUGAAACUCUACCGAAUGUAAAUAUCACUACCAGCUUAGGAAAACUAGUGUUGUAAUUUUUUCAGAAGUAUCAAGAAAACGUUGUUAAUAUAUGUGUUUAUAAUUUUCA
Leptinotarsa decemlineata (Colorado potato beetle) is the source of this 1666-nucleotide messenger RNA. Its product is annotated as elongation factor Tu. The record is from RefSeq and is a predicted model, not a curated record. Gene Ontology annotation, cellular component: mitochondrion. Gene Ontology annotation, molecular function: GTP binding; translation elongation factor activity; GTPase activity. Gene Ontology annotation, biological process: mitochondrial translational elongation. NCBI's taxonomy places the organism in Eukaryota, Metazoa, Arthropoda, Insecta, Coleoptera, Chrysomelidae.